Malania oleifera is the source of this 3032-nucleotide messenger RNA. RefSeq lists its product as uncharacterized. Bases 544 to 942 code for a protein of 132 amino acids. NCBI's taxonomy places the organism in Eukaryota, Viridiplantae, Streptophyta, Magnoliopsida, Santalales, Ximeniaceae. The transcript has 2 exons. The record is from RefSeq and is a predicted model, not a curated record.
GUUGUCGAGAUGUAUAUUUCGAGCAAAGACAAACUUGGGUAUAUAAACGGCGAUCUCUCUCAACCUCCUCCGACAGACUCUACCUUUAGAUGAUGGCGCACAAGCAAUGCUAUUGUUAAAAGUUGGUUGAUUAAUUCCAUAGAUUCCUCCCUUAUUAGUAACUUCAUUCGAUUUCCGACAACUAAGAUGGUCUGGGAUGCAAUUGCCAUUACGUAUUAUGACGGCAGCAACACCUCCUAGAUGUAUGACCUUCAGUGACGUGUAACCCGCCUCAAAUAGGCCGGCAGCUCCCUUGAAAAAUUCUAUAAUGAUCUCCAAGUCCUUUGGCGUGAAAUAGACUUUCGCCGCCCAAACCCAAUGGAAUGCCCAACCGAUAUUCAACAUUACAAUACUCUAGUUCAAGAAGAUUGGGUAUAUUUGUUCUUGGGUGGUCUUGAUGACCACCUAGACCAUAUCCGAAGUGAUGUCUUGUAGAUAAAACCAUUCCCAAUAGUGGAGCAAGCCUAUGCACACGUCCGUAGGGAAGCUCUUCGUCAAGUGGUGAUGACGACUAGUAGCUCCGAUGAUACACCAGGAGCGCUUCUGGUGUCCAAGAGCUUCAAACAUGACUCACAUCCUCCAGCACCCUUUGGGUCUCUUUCUCUACAUGGUGGCAAAUUCGGUUCCAACUCCAAAUCCCGAGCCACCCCCGAUGGAACUAAAUGCUCUCACUGUGGGAAUACAAAGCAUACCCGUGAGACCUGCUUCAAGCUACCCGGAUAUCCCGAUUGGUGGCACGACCGCCUGGCUCAGAAGCGCCGUAAUGUAGUUGGGAAUGAUGAAGGCACAGGCAAGGCUGCGGUGGCUGCAGCAGAACCACAUAUUUCCCUCAUUCCAGCCGAUAGUUCAAAUUCUAACUCAGGGGGAGACACGAGAAGAAGAGUUGAAUUGGUUGACAUUUGACAGGUUCAAGGACACUGAUACAAUGCCUAAUGAUCCUCAAUCAAUCAUUGAAGAAUCUAAUCUAGAGCCAACAUUUCCAAAAGCUGAAGUAGCAAUACCCCCCACUCCUCAAUAUCCAACGACCCAUCUCCUGAGAAUACCAUUGAGGUAAGCUCUCCUCUCACACCUUACAUUUCUAAUGAAGUGGAUACUCUUGUUGGCUAUGAAUUACCUUUCAGGUACAAUCGGGGCAAACCACUGAACAACUCUUCUCCAUAAAUGGAGGAACAAAGAUUGAAAUAUCCUAUUGCGAAUUAUGUCUCUACGAAGGGGCUGUCCGAACCCCUCAAGAACUUUGUGAAUGAACUCUCCUCACACAAUAUUCCCACAAGUGUUGAUGAAACUCUAAAAGAUCCUAGGUGAGUUCAAGCUAUGAACGAAGAAAUGGAGGCAUUUAAAAAAAAUGAGACGUGGAUUCUUGUUCCCUUACCUGAAGGACAAAAAAUAGUGGGGUGUAAAUGAGUAUUCUCCAUCAAGUACAAAGUCAAUGGAUCAGUUGAACAGUACAAAGCAAUACUGGUAGCAUAGGGCUAUACGCAGACAUAUAGCAUAGACUAUCAAGAGAUGUUCUCACCGGUGGCCAAGUUGAGUACUGUCAAGGUUUUGCUAUAUCUUGCAGCGAACCUUGAUUGACCAUUGCACUAGUUUGACGUUAAAAAUGCCUUUCUCCAUAGAGAUCUUAAAGAAGAAAUAUACAUGGAUGUUCCUCCAGGGCAUAUGACAUACUCUAAAGCUAAGAUUGUGUGCAAGCUACAAUGAACUUUGUACGACUUAAAGUAAUCUCCUAGUACGUGGUUUAGGUGAUUGAGCUUGGCAAUGAGGAAAUAUGGUUUUCAACAAAGCAACUCAUAUCAUACACUAUUCUUAAAGCGUCAACAGGGCAAGAUAAUAGCUUUGAUAGUCUAUGUAGACGAUAUGAUCAUUACAGGAGAUGACCCAGAAAAAUAGCAAGACUUCAAGAGCAAUUGGCGAUAGAAUUUGAGAUGAAAAAUCUAUGAGGACUCAAAUAUUUUCUGGGAAUGGAAGUUGCUUGGUCUAAGCGAGCCAUAUUCCUUUCCCAAAGAAAAUAUAUCCUAGAUUUAUUAUCUGAAGUUGGGAUUCCUGGAUUGUAAGCCUGCGAAUACACCAAUAAUCCAAAAUCACAAGCUUGGAGAAUAUCCAGACCAAGUGCCAACAGACAAAGGAAGGUACUAGAGAUUGGUUGGGAAACUUAUUUAUCUCUGCCAUACACGACCUGACAUCGCCUAUGCAGUGAGUGUAGUAAGCCAAUACAUGCAUUGUCCAAGUGAAGAUCAUAUGAAUGCGGUGAUUCGAAUUCGCCAUUACCUAAAGUCCUCCCCUUUAAAAGGACUUAUGCUCUCAAGAAACAAUCACUUAAGGGAAGGUUAUACAGAUGCUGACUGGGCAGGGAAUAUUUUAGAUAGAAAAUCGACCUUAGGCUAUUUCAAAUUUGUUGGAGGGAACUUGGUUACAUGGAAAGGUAAGAAGCAAAAGGUGGUAGCAUUAUCAAGUACUGAAGCCGAGUUUUGUGGGAUGGCUAAGGGUUUGUAUGACCUUCUCUGGCUUCGAAGACUAUUAACCGAAAUUGGCUUUACCCCAAGCUGUAAGAUAGACUUAUUUUGUGAUAACAAUGAUGCUAUUGACAUUUCUCAUAAUCCAGUCCAGCAUGAUCGGACCAAACAUGUGGAAGUAAAUCGACACUUCAUCAAACAAAAUCUUGAGGCCAAGACAAUUUUCCGUUCGUUAAGUAUGAAGACCAAUUGGCAGAUAUACUUCAAAAGUUGUAUGCAGUAAGAGCUUCUACAACUCGCUUGGCAAGUUGGGCAUUAGAGAUCUAUAUGCACCAACUUGAGGGGGUGUUGGCGUGAGUUGUCCUCCGAGAGAUUAUAGGAGGGAUUUUCUAGAUAUAAAUCCCUUAAUUAUAGGGUCAUCUCUUAAAUUUAGCCAUGAUAUAUGUAUAGCCAAAUAUAGAUGAGUUUCUUUGUUAUAUACCCAUUCAUCCUUGUAAAAAAGAUAUAUCGAAUAUAUGAAAUUUUCAUAUAUUUUGUCAA